UUGGUUUUCCUCGUCCCAAAAUCAAGCCGCUGCCGCAUCAGCCGCAGCCUGUGUGCGACGAGACGAUGGCUGCUCUUUAUCGUGCCCUUGUCUCUACAGCGGACAGAUUUGUUCCCGGAAAACUUCGCCCGCUGUGGGAGCAUCCGGCAGGCCCCAAGACUAUUUUCUUCUGGGCACCUUCGUUCAAAUGGGCGCUAGUGAUCGCCGGAAUCGGCGACUUGGCAAGGCCAGCCGAGAAGUUGAGCACUUCGCAAUCAGCAGCAUUGGCUGCUACUGGAAUCAUCUGGUCGCGAUACUCCAUGGUCAUCAUCCCCAAAAACUACAACUUGUUUAGCGUCAACAUCUUUGUAGCCUUGACUGGGCUCUAUCAGUUGCUCAGAAUCUACAGAUACAACCAGUCCUUGAAAGUGGAGAACAAGAGCUAGGACCUGUAGUGGGCCCUAGAUCAUGUAUAACAAUGUCACGCGGCCACUUUCGAUCGCGAUUGAGCCCGGUCUGGAUCGAAAUUCGCGACCGCCAUUGGCUCCCUCCCUCAGGUUGCGCAAAGGAGCCAAUUGCGACCGUGAAAUUUUAUCUCGAUCGCAAUCAAAGGUGCGCUGUGUGAAUUACAAAGGUACUGCAGAGAUUAGCUCACAUAUGAUGUGUCAAUACUUGGCACUCUUUAAAGAUGCAAUAUGUAUGUAGAAUUAAUCAAUUGCGAUGUGACGCAAGUUAAAUAUUUUAAAUAGAUGAUGGAAAAUAAAUGGGUUGCUUU
Dermacentor silvarum is the source of this 754-nucleotide messenger RNA. Its product is annotated as mitochondrial pyruvate carrier 2-like. The record is from RefSeq and is a predicted model, not a curated record. Gene Ontology annotation, biological process: pyruvate import into mitochondria. Gene Ontology annotation, molecular function: pyruvate transmembrane transporter activity. The transcript is spliced from 5 exons. Gene Ontology annotation, cellular component: mitochondrial inner membrane. NCBI's taxonomy places the organism in Eukaryota, Metazoa, Arthropoda, Arachnida, Ixodida, Ixodidae. The coding region runs from base 66 to 425 and encodes 119 amino acids.